Messenger RNA from Closterium sp. Naga37s-1, 1509 nucleotides. The record is from the annotation of a GenBank genome assembly. NCBI's taxonomy places the organism in Eukaryota, Viridiplantae, Streptophyta, Zygnematophyceae, Desmidiales, Closteriaceae.
AUGAUGAGCUUCCGCCCGCGGCCCACGGAGGCGUCGUCGCUGGUGGCAUCGGCGCGCUUCCUGCACAACGAGCUGCCCAUCCGCUUCGCGCACCGCAUCGCGGAGCUUGACCACCUGCCGCACGGCCUCUCGCACAUGCCCCACGUGCUCAAGGUGCUGGAGUGGUAUGUGCAGUCGUUCAUGGAUCCGCGCAGCUUCCCCGAGGUGCGGGAGUGGUACGUGCAGUCGUUCAUGGAUCUGCGCAACUUCCCCGAGGUGCAGGGCGCAGAGGAGGAGGUGGCGUUCACGCGCCUCAUAGAGCGCAUCAAGACACGCCACAACCACACCGUGCCCUGCAUGGCGCUCGGCAUUGCUGAACUCAAGAAACGCCUGCAGGAGGAGGGGCUUGCAUGUGUGUGGGGGAACAAGGCGCGCCACAACCACACCGUGCCCUGCAUGGCGCUCGGCAUUGCCGAGCUCAAGAAACGCCUGCAGGUGAGCACACGGAAGGGGAGAAGGAGCUGGAAAACGGGGCACGGAGGGGAGGGGGAUGAGGGGGUGGACAACCCAUGGCUGCCCAUGGACAAGUUCCCCGAGGUGCAUCAGUUCCUGGACCGCUUCUUCCUCUCUCGCAUCGGCAUCCGUAUGCUCAUCGGGCAGCAGAUAGCGCUGCACAAGACAGGGCCGGGCAGGGAGAGCAUGAUCGGGCUGAUAGACACCAAGUGCCGCCCCUUUGAAGUGGCCAGGAAUGCCAUUGAUGACGCCAGAACGCUCUGCAGUCGCACCUAUGGCAAUGCUCCCGAGGUCCACGUGUUUGGGGACCCCACCUUCACCUUCCCCUAUGUGCGCACGCACCUCCACCACAUGCUGUUUGAGCUGCUCAAGAACUCCCUCAGGGCUGUGCAGGAGCGAUUCCCAGACACCCAGCCACCGCCAGUGCGCGUGGUGGUGGCCGAUGGAAUCGAGGACGUGGCUAUCAAGGUGUCAGACGAGGGGGGAGGGAUCAAGCGCAGCGGCUUGCCUCGCAUCUGGUCCUACCUCUACAGUACAGCUUCCAUACCCACUCCUCUACGCCAACCCCCAAACCCUCUCAACCCCAGCGAACCCCAACCCCCCUCACCUGCUCCCUCGGGUCCUUCCACUCCCGGCACCUCGCCUCCCUCCACCCCUUCCUCUCCAUCUGCCAUUUCUCUCGCCUCCUCUCCUGCCUCCUCGGCUGCAUCGUCCCCUCGCCCAUCCCGGUUCACUCCUAUAGGCAGUAGUUUUGCCGAGCCAUGGGAUUUGACAGAGGAGAAUGGGGGAGUGGGAGUAGAUGAAGUGGGGGAUGAAGUGACUGUGAGCACGAUGGCAAGCGCUGACGGGGAGGAGUUGCCGAGCGUUAUUGCUGGUUACGGUUACGGGUUGCCGAUUGCUCGACUCUACGCGCGAUAUUUCGGGGGUGACCUGCAAAUAUUCAGCAUGGAAGGAUAUGGUACUGAUGCCUAUCUACACCUCAACCGACUCAGUAACGUGCAGGAGCCUCUUCCGUGA